AUGGGUCACUACGGUAAACAUAUAAUCGAUCCUGAGACCGGCUUAUGUGAAAUAUGUGAUAAAGAUGCUAUUCAUGAGAUUCGUACAGGUCAACAACCAGGAAAACAAGUUUAUUAUUCAAACCACAAUGAUGGUUUUACUUAUCGUUCAAAUAAUGAUGAAAGUCCUUAUAUUCAAGAUCGAUAUGACGAUGAAAUAGAUGAUGAACCGACACCACGUGUUAUCCGUAAAUCUGUUCUUCCUGCACCAGCAGGUCGACCACGUCGAGUUAUUCGUGAAGAACCAAUUGAAAAACCAAUUCUUAUUCGAAGAAGAGCUGUUCGACAUAAUCCUGGACCACCAGAAGAAGUUAUUAUUCGUCGUUCAUCACCUCGUCACAAAACAUACUAUUAUGUGGAUAAAGAAGGUCAAAUGUUACCUCAAAACUACACUCCACCAGUAGAACCUCCUCGACGAUAUGUUGUUCAAGGUACGCAUCCACCACCAGCGCGUACAAUUCGUGUUGCACGUCGACAUGCUCAAACACCUCCACCACCAGCAACUGAAAUAAGACAUUCAGGGCCAAGACGUCUAAUCAAUUCUGAUACAGAAAUUAUUGAACGACAACAGAGAGUAAGACAUGAUGAUACGUAUUUUUCUCAAGCACCAUCAAGAAAUGCUGAAAUGUAUCAUAUUGAAGCACAACCUAUUUAUGAUCGUCAUUCAUCAUUAGAUUCUCCUAUUCCAACAACACGCGACAUGACUACUCCACCACCUAAAGUGAUCUAUCAAGAUGAUGGAUAUAGAAAACAACGUAAAAUUGAACCUAUGGAACGAAAAACUCAUAUUGAGCCUGAACCAACUGUUGUAAGAAGAGUUUAUAAAAAAUUACCACCAGGCAAAUCUGUACCACCUGAUGAUAAAUAUAAUUCAAAUGAAAGUUUUCCACGACCUGUACGAAAUAAUAAAAAUCAUCCUCCACCAAGACAAUAUGUAUCAUCCCCACAGUUAGCAAACAGAAAUAAUAGAAGUCCUGUAUCAACUAAAAAUCCAUCUAUCUAUUAUAUUCGACCAGUUGAUGAAUAUUGA
Messenger RNA from Rotaria sp. Silwood2, 1068 nucleotides. NCBI's taxonomy places the organism in Eukaryota, Metazoa, Rotifera, Eurotatoria, Philodinida, Philodinidae. The record is from the annotation of a GenBank genome assembly.